This is a messenger RNA of Suillus subaureus, 988 nucleotides long. RefSeq lists its product as uncharacterized. The coding region runs from base 128 to 586 and encodes 152 amino acids. Lineage: Eukaryota; Fungi; Basidiomycota; Agaricomycetes; Boletales; Suillaceae. The transcript has 6 exons. The record is from RefSeq and is a predicted model, not a curated record.
UUUGUCCGUUAUCUUGUGCCUACCCAACAUCUUGCCAACUCGUUCUAACCAGAUUCGAGACCAGCCUCGACUACGUACGCUUUUGUCCGAGCAGGAGCAAACUUGAGUUUCUGGUCAAACAUUAAUCAUGCCAAAGGUCGUCUCUCGUUCAGCGGUCUCCUCAUCCACGGAUGCACGGCCAACGGCAUCGGCCGCAGCUGCUCUCAGGGUGUACUACUGCAUCUGUGGCGAGUUUAUCCUCGUGAUUGAAAAAAGCCUUUCAGCGCUCCCAAAGCGCCAGACUGAUGGUGCUACCAUCAUUCGCUGUCAGGAUAGCGGUACAGAGGAUGCAAUCGUUCUCAAAUUAAACGCUAUAUCUACUGAUCCCGUUCUAGUCGAAAGGCCAGAGGGACACGAGCGCCAGUACAGAUUCUCAUGUCCACGGUGCAACUUAUUGGUCGGAUACCAAUCUACACCACCCCCUGUCAAAUCUGGUCCGUAUCUGUAUAUCCUCAGGGGAGCCCUUACGCAAAUGCAAGGCCAAGUUCCCAAGGACGCUUUUGAUGGUGAAGCUGCCCUGGACCUUUCAGAAACUGGAACCCAGUAGCAUGGUUGCAUGAGAUGGUUACACCACCGAAUUGGAUAUAACCUCGCAUGAAUGCCCGCCCAGGGUCUAGGGACAUGGUCGUUGAAUGCGGUGCAGAGCUAUUAGUAACGGAUGUCAUUGAUGAAAACCGAUCACUGAAAUGCUGAGAUAUGACAUCGCGGGCAAUCAAAAGACAACCUGGAAACUAUUGUUAGUUAGACGUCUUGGUAAACAAAAUUGAACAAAGUAAAAGCGGCUCAGCUACCGUUGUAGAAAAAACUCACAAUCCAUGCAUCCAGUAGACGCACAGAUUCAUACAGUGUGAAUAAAUAUGUCAUCACUACCGCAAAAACAAGAGAAGAGCGAAACAUGUAAUUGUACACUCACCAUUGGUGUUAGUUGCAUCUUUGCGACAGAGUCGGU